AUGAGCGCCAUCCGUCGCAUGUCCCCGACGGACCUGUUGUCCAUGAACCUGACCAACCUCGACCCCCUGACCGAAAACUAUGACCUCGGAUUCUACCUCAAUUACCUCAUGCGCUGGCCGUCGCUCUUCAGCAGCGUCCAGGAUCGUCGCGACGGCAUCGUUGGCUACAUCAUGGGCAAACUAGAGGAGCAGCACCCCUCCAUGCGCCACUCGGAACACUACACCCCUUGGCACGGCCACAUCACCGUUCUGACCGUUGCACCUGCAGCGCGCCGCCUCGGCCACGCGCGACGUCUGACCGAGCGAUUGGAGCGCGGCUCCGAUAUCAACGAUGCCUGGUUCGUUGAUCUGUACGUGCGCUCGGGGAAUAAGGUCGCGGUGGAUAUGUAUAAGGGCAUGGGGUACUCCGUCUUCCGUCGCGUGGUCAAUUAUUACAGCGACGAUCCAACAGGCAUGUCAGAGUCAGGCGAGGACGCGUUCGAUAUGCGGAAACCUUGCAGUCGAGAUAAGAAGUUACAGCAUGUGCGCGAGAAUGGCGAGAAUUUCCCCGUCGGGCCUGAAGAUGUGCUAUGA
Molecule: messenger RNA, 573 nt
Organism: Aspergillus affinis
Lineage: Eukaryota; Fungi; Ascomycota; Eurotiomycetes; Eurotiales; Aspergillaceae
Product: peptide alpha-N-acetyltransferase complex B subunit NAT3
Exons: 3
Coding region: 1-573 (190 amino acids)
Biological process (GO): N-terminal peptidyl-methionine acetylation
Cellular component (GO): NatB complex
Molecular function (GO): protein-N-terminal amino-acid acetyltransferase activity
Source: RefSeq, a predicted model, not a curated record